Molecule: messenger RNA, 2541 nt
Organism: Danaus chrysippus (African queen)
Lineage: Eukaryota; Metazoa; Arthropoda; Insecta; Lepidoptera; Nymphalidae
Source: the annotation of a GenBank genome assembly
AUGGGUAUAAUGUUAUCAGUUCUGAUAUCGUACGUCGGUAUUCACGAAGCCAUAGAGUGUCUGAAGCACAUUAUCAGUGGACUAAUACCGGAUACGGAACCCGAUUUUAAUGAUCUCGUCGAAUAUUAUACGCAUCUGCUACGGAAAACAGCAAAUUCUCCCAAAACAAGGGAUUGGACCACGGAGUCCGGUCAAGGUUAUCUAUACUUAAAUGAAGAUAAGGAUGGCAAAAUCAAGUCCGCCUCUAUUAAGUUUUAUAACACUCCUUCAAAUUCAACCGCGCUAUUGUUUUCCACCAAAAUAUCCAGCUUCGGUCAAGACUCCGUAGAAGAAAACUCUCAAGCGAAUGGAGACUAUAGAGCAGAGAAGUAUCCAGCGACAAAGACGAAAACGAUCAUCUCAAACACAUCAGAAUCUUUUAGUGUUGGAAAUAAAACUCGCCCAGCUGCCGAUAGUACUUCAAGUCCUAGUUCAUUUGACAACAGCGCACGUAGUAUGAAUAAUGACGCCCAACUGAAACUCACUUGGGAGUAUACACCAAAAACCCCCCCUUCCACGCCAGUGCCCGAAAUACACUUCCAGCCUUACGGUGGUGAUAAUAAUGGAGAUAUAGGUUACAGCGAAGAAUUCUUAAGAUCUCUUGAUGGGAUUAAGUUUCGUCCUUUACAAAGAAAUGAUCCGAGUGGCCGCAGACGGUCGUUCAGAAGACGUACAUCUUCUUCGUCGAAUUCCUCAAAGGAGUCGCGAGCCUCGCGCGAGGAAGAACUCCGAAUGUUUACUUCAUUAGAGGAGGACGAAUUUAAAAACCUUAAUAAAGACGCGAAUGACGGUAAAUUCGGAAGUGCUCCUAACUUAGCAGCACGUUCUUAUUCCAGAAGUCGAUCGAGAGAGAAAUCUAAAGAAAGAAGAACCGAAAGUCCUAUUCCGGAGGACACCGACCGUAACACGUCCGACACAAAGCUUCCCCACUCUCUCAAGGAUGUGCCCAAAUUGAGCACGUUUGAAGAAAAAGACGAAACAAAUGAUAGCGAGCUCAUUUUCAGCGGUGAAUACACCAAGGCCAUGAAUAAGGAUUGGCACAGCGGUCACUUCUGCUGCUGGAAGUGCGACGAGUCUCUGACCGGGCAACGCUAUGUCUUGAGAGAUGAACAGCCCUACUGCAUCAAGUGCUACGAGGGCGUCUUCGCCAACGGCUGCGAGGAAUGCAACAAGAUCAUCGGCAUCGACUCCAAGGAUCUGUCGUACAAAGACAAGCACUGGCACGAGGCGUGUUUCCUCUGCGCCAAGUGCCGCGUCUCUCUGGUUGAUAAACAAUUCGGUUCCAAGUUAGACAAGAUCUACUGCGGCAACUGUUAUGACGCCCAGUUCGCCAGCCGCUGCGAUGGAUGCGGAGAUGUCUUCCGAGCUGGCACUAAGAAGAUGGAGUACAAGACUCGACAGUGGCACGAGAAGUGUUUCUGCUGCGUUGUGUGCCAGAAAGCCAUCGGGACCAAGAGCUUCAUCCCUCGCGAACAGGAAAUCUACUGCACUGGUUGUUAUGAGAAUAAGUUCUCUACACGCUGCGUCAAAUGCAAUAAGAUCAUAACGCAAGACGGUGUAACGUACAAGCACGAGCCGUGGCACCGCGAGUGCUUUACUUGCACACACUGCAACACCUCGCUGGCCGGAGAACGAUUCACGUCCAGAGACGAGAAGCCUUACUGCAGCAAUUGUUUCGGGGAACUGUUCGCCAAGAGAUGCACAGCCUGCAGCAAGCCUAUAUCCGGUAUCGGCGGCACUCGCUUCAUCUCUUUCGAGGACCGUCACUGGCACAACAGCUGCUUCCAGUGCGCGUACUGCAAGGUGUCUCUCGUAGGGAAGGGAUUCAUCCCGGACGAGCAGGACGUCAUCUGCCCCGAGUGCGCCAAGCAGAAGAUCGCCAUUUCUUGGAAGAAGGCAACGGAGCGCUACAGCUGCUGUGUCGGCCGGCUGCCCGUGCGACCGUUAUUUCCAUUGUCUCUUUCCUACCUGCUCGUGUCCCUUCCAACGAUAGAAAAGGCUCGAGAAGUGGACAUCCCCGAAAUGAACGGAAAAGAUCCACGGGUUUCAAGGGAACAAAUCGACACGAUAUCGAAACGGAUCCAACGUUUGCGAGCACUUCGGCAGCAAAAGUCUCGAAAAAGAGUACAGAGUUUGAAGUCCGAAUCGACCAAACCACUCAACGACGACGUACAACAAGUUUUGAAGCCGAUUUACGAAGAUCUAACAACGGACGAUCUCUUAGAACGAUGUACGGGCGCAAACACUCAAAACAAUAACGAGAGCUUCAAUCACUGUGUGUGGCAACUAGCCCCGAAGCACGUAUUCUGCGGCAAGCAAAUAGUGGAAGUCGCUACGCAGUGUGCUGUGUGCACCUUCAAUCAAGGUUACGACCCGAUUUUAAAAAUUUUGGAGACGAUGGGAUGCACGAUAGGGCCGAGCGCCGCACAUUUCGCCGCAAAAUACAAAAAUGGAAUACAAAUAGAAAUACAAAAAGAAAGGAAAACCAAAGAAAAACUAUGA